CGAUAUCCGAUUUUGAUAUUCAGUUUUUCCAAACGAUGAAUUUUGCCAUAUUUUCGAUAAUAGAGGGUACUUGCAGAAAUGUCAGUCAGUGACCCUUUGCUGAAACGUUUAAAGGGAUUUGUUUUAGAAUUUAGAACAAAUAAUAUUGUUGUAACAGAUGAGAAUGAAGAUCUAGCAAAACUAUGUUGUGUGCUGGAGGAAAUCUUUCAAAAAGGAAUUAAAAAAUCCAGAUGGUUUGACAAGAGUGAAUUUUUCUGGUCUUGGGUGGCAAAAAUACCAUCUUUUUCAAAGGAAAGAUGCAACCCGAUACUUUCGAUGGUAAUUGAUACUGUCAAAGAUUCCAAGAAGGUGACUCAUGAUCUAGGCCGAGGUCGUUUAUUUAUCCGAUCAGCGUUGAUGAAGAAAAUGCUGACGGUACCCGUACAAAUUAUCUCCAAAAAUCGACAGCUAGCUAAGGAAGUGUAUUAUGAAAAUGACAGCAUUCUGGGGAAUGAAAUUCUUGCAGAAAUUCUACAGUCACUUUUGUUUGAGUUGACAGAGGCAAACUUCCAGUUGAGAAUUCAUAAUGCAAGUUUCCUGGACAAGACAUGGAAUUUGCCUAUUUACAGACAGUAUGAACUUGUACCAUGUGACAACCUUGGGCUUCAUGUGCAAUAUAUCAAUGGGUUUUUAUUGGUGAAAGCCGUUGAACCAGGAAGUGUGGCAGAAGAAAAUGACAAAAUCCAUGCAGGUGAUAUUAUUGAUGAGCUCUGUGGUGAGACACUUAGAGGGAACAAAAUGUCUGCUGCUCACAAUGUUCUGCAAAAGUACAAAGGUCUUCCUCUGCACAUCCAUGUAGUGAAGGGAUUUGACAGCCAAGGUAAUUUGUACAAACCAAUACAACACCUGAUAGAGGAUGCAGAUAUUGACAUCGCCACCUCAGAAGAACUGCUUCAGAUCAAAAAUAGCUCCAGUAAUGGCUACAAGAAACCGCCGCACACCAUACUCAGCGAGGAGGACGCAGAGGAGCUCCCCGUCCACGGCUCAGAGGGAGGGGCAACCUAUGAAGCUUAUUAUCUUGGCUAUGUUCCCCUUGGAGUAGAUGGAAGAGUGGUGAGAAUUGAGGAUUCUGUUCUAGGGGUACUGAGGAACCAUACCCAGCGAGUGCCUGUAAGGAUAGAACUCACAGAGAAAGACAUACUAGUUGUUGACAAAAAAGAUGACAAGAACACAUCUUUAGUAAAUCUUUAUGGAGAAACAACAUGCAGCCUAGCCAAGAAAUUCAACUGCUAUGUUUUUGAAGCCAGAACAAAUGAGGAGGCUAAAUUUGCUCUUUGUGCCAUUGCUCAAGGUUUUGAAAGAACACACCUGCUGUUGUGAUCAAAGAAAGACAACUGUGCUUCCACCCAAAAUAUAUAUUCAAUUUUUUUUUUUUUUUUUUUUUACAUU
This is a messenger RNA of Saccostrea cuccullata (small rock oyster), 1428 nucleotides long. RefSeq lists its product as uncharacterized. The coding region runs from base 79 to 1359 and encodes 426 amino acids. The record is from RefSeq and is a predicted model, not a curated record. NCBI's taxonomy places the organism in Eukaryota, Metazoa, Mollusca, Bivalvia, Ostreida, Ostreidae. The transcript has 20 exons. Gene Ontology annotation, molecular function: protein binding.